GCCUGUACGUAGUAAAAAUUGAACACGGCAUGGAGAAAGGUCGUGUCUUGACUGCCAAACAUAUUCAGGUCUGCUCUACAUAAGCUCGCGCAUCCAACACUACACUGUUAUCAUUCCGGUUAUAGCUGCGAAGGGUAUGAGUAUAGCGGAUGCGCGAGCUGCAGCUCUGCAUUGCAGUAUUUUUGCAGAAUUGCAUUGUUGCACCCCUGGACCUGAGAGGGUUAAGGGCCUCCUAAUAGUGGCAGCUUGGAGGUGCUGGGGCUCAACUGCAUCAGUUGAGCCAGCAAGGUUUCACUUCGCCAAACCUGAGAACUACAUGACAGUUUACCACCAGCAGGGGAGCAAUGUUCUGUAUGUGGGGGGGCAAGCAGUUAUUUAUAUAAUAAACUUCACCCAGAAAGGAGUGCAAGAAACCCAGAUACCAGCAGGAAUUGAUGAAGCCGCCAGGCAAUACUGUGCCAUCAGGUCAGACUCCAAGAUUGAGUGUGAUAAUUUCAUCACUGUCAUUGAGAAAGUCAAUGACACCUUUGUGGUGUGUGGGACAAAUGCAGGCACUCCAAACUGCUGGCUUUUGGUAAAUAACACUGUGCUCACCAACUUGACUGAAAAUGGACAGAGGGUUUCAGCUUCAGACAUUUCCCCGACCUACCCCUCCCAACGCUCUGUUAGUCUCUCAGCAGAUGGGAGCCUGUAUUCUGCUUUGUCAGCUAUGGGAAAACAGCUUGGCUCUAUACGUCGCACAUACAGCUCCAACAGGCUGCUGAAGUCUGAGAACAAAUGGCUUUUGAACCCCCAGUUUGCGGGAGCUGCAGUAAUUCCAGCAACACAGAAAUAUAAUAGGGAGAUCUACAUUUUCUUCAGUGAGGUCAACAAGACGGCUGAUCUUGAUGAAGAUCCAUACAGGGCCCGAAUUGGACGAAUCUGCAUGGAUGACGAGGGAGGCAUAAAGGCAAUGCUGCCUGACUCUUGGACUACGUUCCUGAAGGCUCGUGUGAUGUGCGGGACAGGCAGCACCCCUCUGCAAUACAACAACCUCAGGCGAGCAUUUGUGAUAACAUCCCCACACCGUACUGGUGUCAUGUAUGGACUUUUCUCUAAUGCAUGGGACACAACUGUAGUCUGUGCAUACUCAAUUGAGGAUAUUGACCAAGCCUUUGCUAAGUCAAAACUUAAAGGGUAUAACAACCCACCCACAGGAUAUCGACAUGGAGUGUGUGGUCCUAAGAAUCAUACAUCAACUCAGUACCAAAAAAUGCUGGGAGUGAUCAGGGAUCAUCCUGAGAUUGAGGACAUGAUAUUACCAGUAGGAGAAGCACCUCUAGAUCUGCCCACUGAAGACCACUUCACACACAUUGUAGCAGACACGGUGCUGGCAGUCAAUGAUGAACAUUACAGUGUCAUCUAUUUAGGCACAGAACAAGGAAAAAUCUUAAAAGUGCUCCACACCAUUGAAGAAGCUUUUAUUAUAUCCCAGUAUUCUCUGUUCCACAAUGAGGGGCCCAUCAUCAACAUGGUCAUCGACUCACAGACAGGUCACCUUUACAUUGGCACAGCAAUGGAGGUCCAGCGUGUAUCACUGGCUGAUUGCAGUCGUUACGGAGACAGUUGCAGGGAGUGUAUUCUCUCUAGAGAUCCAUACUGUGGGUGGGACAUGGCCAGAAAGAGGUGUUUGGCAAUCCCAGCAAACUACAAUGUCACUACUGGUGGACUCCUACAGAGCCUUGACCAAUCUAAUGCCUCAGUUUGUGGGGACACUGCAGCUCAAAAGACACGCAAAACAAUUCCUAAGGAAGUGCAAAUGCACAAAGACGGUCCAGUGAUGUUGCCAUGUCCUGUGCGCUCCUACCACGCCACCUACAGCUGGGAGAAGGACAACUGUAUUAAACGUUACCCGUGUACCAUCUUUGGAUCAUCUUGCUUACUUGGUUCAAAGCCUGACCUGCCCUUGAAAGAGGGUGUAUUCCGUUGCAUGGCCACAGAGAAUGGUCUGAAACAGGAAGUGGUGUCUUAUAAGCUGGUGUUUAAUGCUGGGCCUUCUGUCACUUCACCAGCAUUUACAUUGGCUCUGUCUCUACUGCUGACCAUGAUUGGCUUCUGCUUCCAGUAGCCUGUUAACACUCUACCUCAGGCUCUCAGUAGAGAUGAUUAGAGCAUGUUUUGAUACCAAGGUUAGGUUCACAGAGCUAGUGUGCACAUCAGGUAAAGCAAUUUUAUUUCAACAUUAAAACGAUAAAAAAAAACUCAGUCAUUUUGUACAUAUCAAUGAUUGAGAUUGAGUUAAUAACCUAAUGCACUAAACAACACAAUGGGUUUAAGUCCCACUGCUUUGUGAACCUAAACUGUGAAAAAAGCAAGCUAUCUUUUCAACAUACUCCAGAUGCUUGAUCAUUUAAAAUUAUAAAUAUCUGAAGCUAAAGAAUCGCUGUAAUGUACAGAUAUUUUGUUCAGUGUUAAUUAAGCUAUUGUUUUGUUUUAUUUAUUUUCAAUAUUUUUAAUUUUUGCACAUUCUAAGAGAAACGACAUGUACAAAGCCUUAAGAACAUGUAUUGGGGAUCUCCCUAAGCACAAUUUACCAUUUGAGUAAAAAAUGCAGGAUCUGCCUUGACCUUUUUUUGUGCCAUAUUUUUGCUAGGUAGGCAGAAAGAAACUAUAGAGGCAGAAGACGGAUAAUCCAAAUAUGCCACUGUGUAAAACAGCAUCACUUUAAACCUUUACAUUAUUUAAUGUAUACAGAGACCUAUAGCAUUUCAUACUUGUGUGAACAUCUGUGAUCAUUCUUCUAAUAACAAUUAGCAUUUAGUUUUCAAAACUUAUGAUGCCCAAAUUUGCUUGAAUAGUAGAAUUACAUUUUGUAGUUGCUGUGGGGAAAAAAGCUUGUGAUUAAACUUAUAUCAGUGUGAAUCUAAUGCUCUGCAUUUGCUGAUCUCCACCAUUGCUGCCUAUGUAAAUGGAAAAACACCUGACAAUUUUAUAGUGAUGUGACGUAUGUCUUUAGAGUAUAUCUUUUGGUUUAAGUGAAUGUCUCAAUGUCUGAACUAACUAUUGUUCAUAUGGGACUGUGAUUAUUAUAACCACUCAAGAGAAUGAUAGUCUGAAAAAGAGGUAGAGAGACAAAGCAUCAAUCAUUGUCUUAUUCCCAAAACAAUGGCUCGUUUAAGCCAGUUACAACUGACUUUAAACUCAUUCAUUUCACCUAAGUCUGUCUCAGAGAUCAAUUAUACUAAAAGCAUUAAUUACUAAUAUACAAUAUAUGUAAUGUGUACUGAUUGCUUUCAUUUUAUUACAUUUUCAUUGUUGAUGUGAGUGUUGUUUAUUUAAUGUUAAAGCUUUUUUGACAAGGUCCACUUCUAACAAAACCCUUUAUUUUUCACAUAAUACCAGUGACAACCAGAUACAACGCUGACUUUAUUUGAACUAAACCUUAAUAAAUGUGGUUAAAGAAUUA
This is a messenger RNA of Silurus meridionalis, 3445 nucleotides long. RefSeq lists its product as uncharacterized. Gene Ontology annotation, molecular function: semaphorin receptor binding; chemorepellent activity. The coding region runs from base 137 to 2107 and encodes 656 amino acids. NCBI's taxonomy places the organism in Eukaryota, Metazoa, Chordata, Actinopteri, Siluriformes, Siluridae. The transcript has 15 exons. Gene Ontology annotation, biological process: negative chemotaxis; positive regulation of cell migration; neural crest cell migration. The record is from RefSeq and is a predicted model, not a curated record.